AUGGACUGCGGACGGCGGCCUUCACGCUGGGCCUGGUCCCUGCUGGCGGCGGCACUCGUGGCUGGCGGCGUGACGUCCACGGGGGCCACGGACAACAGCCCCACGUCCAACAGCCUGGAGGCGGGCGCGGACGCCACGGCCUCCUGGUGGGGGGAGUGGACCAAGUGGACGGCGUGUUCCCGCAGCUGUGGGGGCGGCGUGACGUCCCAGGAGCGGCACUGCCUCCAGCAGAGGAGGAUAUCUGUCACCGAUGCUGGGAACCGAACCUGCACCGGCACGUCCAAGCGGUACCAGCUGUGCAGCGUGCAGGAGUGUCCGCCGGACGGGAGGAGCUUCCGGGAGGAGCAGUGCAUCUCCUUCAACUCCCACGUGUACCACGGGCGGACGCACCAGUGGAAGCCCCUGUACCCCGACGACUACGUGCACAUCUCCAGCAAGCCCUGCGACCUGCACUGCACCACGGUGGACGGCCAGCGGCAGCUCAUGGUGCCCGCCCGCGACGGCACGUCCUGCAAGCUCGCCGACCUGCGCGGCGUGUGCGUGUCUGGAAAAUGUGAGCCCAUCGGCUGUGACGGGGUGCUCUUCUCCCCCCACACGCUGGACAAGUGCGGCGUCUGCCGGGGCGACGGGAGCAGCUGCACCCACGUGACGGGCACCUACCGCAAGGGGAACGCCAACCUGGGCUACUCCCUGGUGACCCACAUCCCGGCUGGCGCCCGAGACAUCCAGAUCGUGGAGCGGAAGAAGUCCCCCGACGUCCUGGCCCUUGCAGAUGAAUCCGGCUCCUACUUCUUCAACGGCAACUUCAAGGUGGACAGCCCCAAGAACUACCACAUCGCCGGCACCGUGUUCAAGUACCGGCGGCCCAUGGACGUCUACGAGACCGGCAUCGAGUACAUCGUGGCCCAGGGGCCCACCAACCAGAGCCUGAACGUCAUGGUGUGGAACCAGAACGGCAGAAGCCCCUCCAUCACCUUCGAGUACACGCUGCAGCACGCCCACCGCCUGCGGCCCGUCUACUACAGCUUCCCCACCUCCGAGAGCGCCGAGAGCCCGGAGCUGGGCCGCCCGCGGCUGCUGGGCUUCCUGCAGCACAACGGCUCGCUCUACGGCCAGGCCCCCUCCGCGCGCCUGGGCCCGGACAACCGGCUGUCCCGCCCGACAGGCGCGAGCGUCGAUCUGGGGCUGAGCCCGAGCCAGGAGACCAACGAGGUGUGCGAGCAGGCCAGCGGCGGAGGGGCCUGCGAGGGGCCCCUCCAGGGCAAGGGCUCCCGAGACGGCAACGCCACGAGCGUGGUGCCUCUCCCCACGGACAAGGACGACCAAGAGGCCGACGCCCGCCUUCCCCCCCGGGGGUUCUUCCCGGCCAUCAUCAUCACCGGCCAUGUCAUGGAAGAAGACUCCGACUCCAAGGAGCUCGACUUCAACGAGACGGUGCACAGCAUCUUCCUGCAGGGGGCCCCGGCCGAGAACCUCUACCUGGACUAUGACGAGGGCGAGGGGCCCGGCGCUUACCUGCUCAACGGGUCCUACCUGGGGCUGAGCAGUGACCGAGUGACCAACAGCUCCUCCGAGGCCGCCUUCCCCAACGCCAGCGCCAGCCUCCCCGCCUCGGCCGCCGGGAACAGGACGCACAAGGCCAGGACCAGGCCCAAGGCCCGCAAGCAGGGCGUGAGCCCCGCGGACAUGUACCGGUGGAAGCUCUCGUCGCACGAGCCCUGCAGCGCCACCUGCACCACAGGGGUCAUGUCGACCUACGCCACGUGCGUGCGCUACGACGGCAUCCAGGUGGAGGACAGCUACUGCGACGCCCUGACCCGCCCGGAGCCGGUGCAGGAGUUCUGUGCCGGGAGGGAGUGCCAGCCCAGGUGGGAGACCAGCAGCUGGAGCGAGUGCUCGCGCACGUGCGGCGAGGGCUACCAGUUCCGCAUCGUGCGCUGCUGGAAGAUGCUGUCGCCCGGCUUCGACAGCUCCGUGUACAGCGACCUGUGCGAGGCGGCCGACGCCGUGCGGCCCGAGGAGCGCAAGGUCUGCCGCAACAAGGACUGCGGGCCGCAGUGGGAGAUGUCCGACUGGUCCGAGUGCCCGGCCAAGUGCGGCGAGCGCGGCGUGGUGACCAGGGACAUCCGCUGCUCCGAGGAUGAGAAGCUGUGCGACCCCAACACCAGGCCGAAGCGGGAGAAGGAGUGCACGGGGCCCCCCUGUGACCGCCAGUGGACCGUCUCUGACUGGGGGCCGUGCAGCGGCAGCUGCGGCCCCGGCCGCAUGAUCAGACACGUGUACUGCAAGACCAGCGACGGGCGGGUGGUGCCCGAGGCGCAGUGCCAGAUGGAGACCAAGCCGCUGGCCAUCCACCCCUGCGGGGACAAGAACUGCCCCGCCCACUGGCUGGCCCAGGACUGGGAGCGGUGCAACACCACCUGCGGCCGGGGCGUGAAGAAGAGGCUGGUCCUGUGCAUGGAGCUGGCCAACGGGAAGCCGCAGACGCGCAGCGGCCCCGAGUGCGGGCUGGCCACGAAGCCGCCGGAGGAGAGCAUGUGCUUCGAGAGGCCCUGCUUCAAGUGGUACACCAGCCCGUGGUCUGAGUGCACCAAGACCUGCGGGGCGGGCGUGCGGAUGCGUGACGUGAAGUGCUACCAGGGGACCGACAUUGUCCGAGGCUGCGACCCGCUGGUGAAGCCGGUGGGCAGACUGGCCUGUGACCUGCAGCCCUGCCCCACGGAGCCCCCAGACGACAGCUGCCAGGACCAGCCCGGCACCAACUGCGCCCUGGCCAUCAAGGUGAACCUGUGCGGCCACUGGUACUACAGCAAGGCGUGCUGCCGCUCCUGCCGCCCCCCCCACUCCUAGGCCGCGCCGCCGGGGCCCCACGGACACUCCCCGCGGGCGCCCGGGCCGUGAAGAUGUGAAACUGAGCCUCCGCUCCCCCGGGAAGGGGAGCCCGCCCCCGGGCCUCCCAGACAGCGCCCCGCGUGGGCCGUCGUUCUUGGGGCCUGAGCACCCCGCCCAGCACCCGGCCGCCCAGGACCUGGGGCCCAGAGCCCAGAGGAGGAGGGGACCGGCCCUCCUGCCCCCCAGCCUGCUCAGCCCUGGGAAGGUGCUGCCUGCCCCCGGGGCGGCGGCGAGGGCGGGGCAGGAGGAGGAGGGCGGCCUGGGGUCCGGCCUCCCAGGUGACUCCCUCCGGAGGAGCUUCGUCCUCCAUCCUCGCACCCGCGGCCUCCCCAAGCCAAGCCCGCGCUCGGGGGCCACCGCACUUUAGGCCGGGAAGAGGCACCC
Molecule: messenger RNA, 3276 nt
Organism: Eptesicus fuscus (big brown bat)
Lineage: Eukaryota; Metazoa; Chordata; Mammalia; Chiroptera; Vespertilionidae
Gene: ADAMTSL2
Product: ADAMTS like 2
Exons: 18
Coding region: 1-2850 (949 amino acids)
Biological process (GO): extracellular matrix organization
Cellular component (GO): extracellular matrix
Source: RefSeq, a predicted model, not a curated record